AUGGGAGCAUGCCACGUCACCUCCCCCCUCCACUCCGCGAGCGCCACGUGGCACCGCCGGAGCCUCCAGCCGCCGCGGCCCGCGGAGCCCGUCGCGGGCCCGCGCGGGUCCAGAUCGGGCCGCCGCCGCCCGAGGGCCGCGCCUCCCGAGCUCCUCCGUCGCCUAGAUCCGCCGCCGCCACCCGGGUCCAGCCCCGCUGCCCGUCUCCGACGCCGGUCGCCGCCGCCGCCAUGGCGCCCGCGCCUCGCCUGCCUCUCCUUCCCCGACCCCGCCGGCGAGCUUCGCCGCCGCCGCGCCGGUGCGCUCCCCCGUCGCCGGCCGCCCCGUCGCCAGAUCCGCGGGUGGGAUGAGAUCCACCCGUCCCGGAACCAAACGCGCUUCCCCGUCCCGCUCCGCGCCAUUCAGGGUCCUCCCCAUCCAACUUCUCCCCGAGGAGGCGGCUCAGGCAGACCGACGGCUCAAUAUAGCCUGUGUGGCUCAACAUGGCAGAGGCGGCUCAACGCGGCCCCGGCGGCUCAACACAGCAGCAAAACGGAGGCAUCAUCACGGUGGCGGCUCAGAAACUGCAGCGGCAAUGCGUUUGAGACGGCGCAGGCGACGACUGGAACUGCUUGA
This is a messenger RNA of Aegilops tauschii subsp. strangulata, 615 nucleotides long. The record is from RefSeq and is a predicted model, not a curated record. Lineage: Eukaryota; Viridiplantae; Streptophyta; Magnoliopsida; Poales; Poaceae.